AUGGAGUGGGUCAAUGAGACUGUGGUGAGCGAAUUUGUCUUCCUCAGCUUCUCAUCUCUGGCUGGGCUGCAGCUGCUGCUCUUUGUUGUCUUCCUGCUCCUCUACCUGUUCACUCUGGGCACCAAUGCCAUCAUCAUUUCCACCAUCAUUCUGGACAGAGCCCUUCAUACUCCCAUGUACUUCUUCCUAUCUGUUCUCUCCUGCUCUGAGACUUGCUACACCUUUGUCAUUGUACCCAAGAUGCUGGUUGACCUGUUGGCCCAAAGGAAGACCAUCUCCUUCCUGGGCUGUGCCAUUCAGAUGUUUACUUUCCUCUUCCUUGGCUGCUCCCACUCCUUCCUGUUAGUAGCCAUGGGUUAUGAUCGCUAUGUGGCCAUCUGUAACCCACUGCGUUACACAAUACUCAUGAGACAUGGGAUGUGUAUGGGACUAGUAGCUUCUGCCUGUGCCUGUGGCUUCUCUGUGGCACAGAUUAUCACAUCCUUGGUAUUUCGCCUGCCCUUCCACUCUUCAAAUAAACUCCAUCACUUCUUCUGUGACAUCUCUCCUGUCCUUAAACUAGCAUCUCACCAUACCCACUUUAGUCAGGUAAUCAUCUUCAUGCUCUGUGUAUUGGUCCUAGUUAUCCCCCUGUUGUUGAUCUUGGUAUCCUAUAUUUACAUCAUUUCUGCCAUCUUACAAUUUCCCUCUGCAUUAGGGAGGUACAAAGCUUUCUCCACCUGCGCUUCUCAUCUUAUUGUUGUUAUUGUCCAUUAUGGCUGUGCCUCCUUUAUCUAUUUAAGACCAAAGUCUAACUACUCCUCUAGCCAGGAUGCUCUCAUAUCAGUAUCCUAUACUUUCCUAACUCCAUUGUUCAACCCAAUGAUCUACAGUUUAAGAAAUAAAGAAUUCGAAUCAGCUCUUCGUAGAGUUGUGGGAGCAACAAUUUCCCUGACACAACAUUAA
Molecule: messenger RNA, 945 nt
Organism: Castor canadensis (American beaver)
Lineage: Eukaryota; Metazoa; Chordata; Mammalia; Rodentia; Castoridae
Product: olfactory receptor 10K2
Biological process (GO): G protein-coupled receptor signaling pathway
Cellular component (GO): membrane
Molecular function (GO): olfactory receptor activity; G protein-coupled receptor activity
Source: RefSeq, a predicted model, not a curated record